Molecule: messenger RNA, 2963 nt
Organism: Trichogramma pretiosum
Lineage: Eukaryota; Metazoa; Arthropoda; Insecta; Hymenoptera; Trichogrammatidae
Product: protein GPR107
Exons: 10
Coding region: 446-2185 (579 amino acids)
Biological process (GO): transport
Cellular component (GO): Golgi apparatus; membrane
Source: RefSeq, a predicted model, not a curated record
AGAUUUUAGACUCGCACGGCGUAUAUAGGCGCAAACGUGUACCGCGCAUCAAUGACGAAACGAUUAUUUUCAUAAUAAUAACAUCAAUCAUUCAUUCAAUGUAUACAUGUAGUUUUUAGUGCUGCACGAAUAGACUCACAUACACGUCGAUGAUACCAGCUGAUAAAGUGCAAGAGUUAAUACGCCCGCCGUUGAAGUUUUUUUAUUGACGUUCUUCAAGUGAGUCAACGAUGCUGUAGGAAGCAUUUCAAAUGAAGAACGAAGCAGCGAAGUAUUAUACAGCUUCGUAGUAACUAGCAUAAAAGCCGAUAUUGAAUUUCUUACCAGUGAUGUGAACGAUUUCGACAUCAACUUAUAAGAAUUAGCAUUGCACUACACGCUCACUUGCAUUAGCUAAUACAGGUGGCACGUGUAAACCGUGCUUUUGGUCUUUUUCUUUUUCAAGAUGAAGCUCCAAUUUGUACUGGUUAAUCUUUUGUUGAUAGUCGGCUUCGCGACUGCUCGAAUCCACAAAUUUGACAUCAAAAAUGAUGUUCGUCGAUUUAUAUCGCUUAGCACCUUUGGCUUUUAUAAAAAUGGCAUUUUGGACGUAAAUUUGAUCAAUUUCAAAGCAAAUCCAUUCAAUGACAAUGAUGUUUAUGGUUUUAGUCUUGAUAGGACUUUAAGCGAUGCCUUGAACCCGUACCUGGAUAGUCAUGACCAGUGUGUUCUACAAGGUGGCGUCCCUUAUUCUGUAAAAUAUGAUUAUGAUCUAAAGGAUGAGACUGCUGUUAUAUAUUUUACUUUUGACUUGAAACAUUUGCAACUCAAGGUGAAUUGCAGUAGCAAUGUACACUCUGUCCACAUAUACAGAAGUUCUUCUGAAAUCCGAAAGGCUCAAGAUUUAAAAAAUGCUCAAUCUGGAAUUUUAAGUGAUACUGCCCUAUUUCCACGUAAAAAGAGAGAUUCCUUACCUCAUGAUAUUCAAUCAGUUAAUUCUGGGAAAUCAGGAACAAAUAAUCAGGAAACGAGUGCUUGCGUUUUAACAUUACCAAUGACAGUUAAAGAAGUGCAAGGUGAGAAAUUAUACAACACUAGUUUUGCUAUGUACGUAGCAAAUGAAGAAGAGGAAGGAUUAUACAAUUUGUACUUCCAUAAUUGCCCAAAUUACAAUCGCAGAGUUACCGUUGAUUUUUCAAUGGAAAUCAAAGAGAUUAAUGAAGAUAACUUCUUGAGUGCUGGAGAAAUGCCUUUACCAGAACUAUAUUUCAUGAUGGCUUUGCUAUUUUUCUUAUCAGGAUGUUUCUGGGUUUUUUUCAUCUUAAGAAAGAGCAAAAAUCCAGUUUUUAAAAUUCAUUAUUUGAUGGCAGUUCUUGUUUAUUUGAAGUCAUUAUCUCUGUUGUUCCAUGGAAUCAAUUUUCAUUUCAUUCAAACUAAAGGGGAACAUGUUGCAGCAUGGGCUAUUCUUUAUUAUAUAACUCAUUUGUUAAAAGGAGCUGUUUUAUUCAUUACAAUUGUUCUUGUGGGUACUGGUUGGACGUUCAUCAAACACAUCUUAGCUGAUAAAGACAAAAAAUUAUUUAUGAUUGUCAUACCUCUUCAAGUUUUGGCAAAUGUUGCUGAAAUUAUCAUAGAAGAAAGCGAAGAAGGUGAUAUUGAACACAAGAGGUGGCGUGAUGUGUUUAUUCUUGUUGAUUUAGUAUGUUGUGGUGCAAUCAUGUUUCCAGUAGUAUGGAGCAUCCGACACUUGCAGGAAGCUGCGCAUAUGGAUGGAAAAGCUGCUGCUAAUUUACGUAAACUAAAACUGUUUAGGCACUUUUAUAUCAUGAUUGUGUGCUACAUUUAUUUUACAAGAGUUAUAGUAUACUUGUUAAAAAUAACUGUGCCAUUUCAAUACAAAUGGUUGGAUGAAAUGUUUAGAGAAAUGGCUACAUAUGUAUUUUUCGUGUUAACCGGUUACAAAUUCAGACCAGCAUCCGCUAAUCCUUAUUUCACUCUAUCACCCGAAGAACUGGCUCAAGGCGACGAUGACGAUGAAAACGAUGUCGUUUUAUUUUCCAGUGUGUCAGGUGGUAGUGGACUAACUGAAGGUCUCAGCAAAGUAAAAGUAGUGAAAAAUAGACCUUUGAUAUCAGAAGUACCAUCGACUGAAGAAGAAAGAGACAAUCUAAUUAGCAAAAGGGAAUCAUCUCUUGAGUAUGAUUAAACCUUUUUCUACUAUUUCAAUAUGAAUGUGAUUGUUUGCAUUGAUUAUUUGUGAGAGAAGAUUUGAUUUAAGUUUUAAAAAUGUUUUGAAAUUUUGGUGAGCUUAAUGAUAAAAUACUGCUACUUACACACCACAACAUUUUUUGUAAGUAGUGAUUUUUACAAACUCUGAAUUGUAGAAUUGCUGGUGUAUAUUUUAACAAUGUAUUAUAAAAACUAACUCAGUGUAGCUCCAAAGGAUGAAUAUCAGUUUACUAUAUUUGAAGAAUAUGAAACUGAAUCAACCUUCUGAGUGAUAUUGAACUUAACUUUUUUUUUUGUAAUGUCAAUAUUUUUCAAAGUAUAAUUUCAAAUUUAACAUGAUUAUGAAUUACAGUCUAUUGGUUCAUGUACAAUAUCAAGAAUACCUGAAUCGACGAGGGUAAUAAUGAUUUGCCAAAAACCCUGUGAGUCAUAAAAGUACUGUAAUGAGUACCAUAAUCAACAAUAUUUUUUCAUAAAAAUGAAAGUUAAGGAUAAUAAUAGGAUUAAUGUACAACACAUUUAUAUCGUAAAGCCUAAUUCUGAAACGCAUUAAUUUUUUAGCAUGUAAAAAAGACCAAAAUAACAUUUAUGCUGUAAAUUGUGAUGUAUUCUUUGUAAAUAAGUAAUUAUAUUUCGCAUAAUAAGUACUUUUAUUCAACGUUACAAGUAUGAAUUUUUUAAUGAUUGUAGUUUAAGUGUAUUAAGAGCAAUAAUGUGCUACACUAUACUUUGAAAAUAAACGAAAAUAGGAUCAA